AUGCGCGGAAGUUUGUCGGUGGUAGAUACCGUGGGACAGGAGCUGCUGUUGGCGCUACAGAAGGUGAUUUGCCAGGCCGGAUUUGAACAAGUGCCGGAUACGGCGGAGAUGCUCUUGUUGCGGCUGAAGGAGCCUCAGACGCGUUUUGAGGACUGGUGGCGAGGCGCGUUACCAUUUGCAGGGAUUCGGGUUCGCGCUGGUACCUUGCGAAGCCGCACCAGAGUUUCAAACAUCACUCAGUCAGAGCUCCGUACGGCCCUGGUUACAAACUACGCUGCUGCCGUCUGCAGUGAUGAGAAGCGCGGGCAGGUAACGGAUGCGGCGAACGAAGACGCACAAAUGGCGAACGGGGACUCAGCUGUACCAAAGGGGAACUCACAAAUGGCGAACGAAGACUCGGUCGAUAACGAAGUUGCCCAAUUCAUUUUCAGGUGGGACGUAUCUCAAGGAUGCCAAAACCUAAUGCGAGUUUCCUGGGGCAGGGACGCCCCCGAACUGACUGCAGAAAUUUCUUUGAUGGGCAGAGUCACCCCCCGCUUCGGUCCAAGUGACGUGCUCAUUGCGCUCGGACCGUGGCCGAUUGCGGGCACCCAAGGGAAAUCCACAGGACUCUUGUCCGAGGGGCAUCCCCACCCGCCCCCACGGAUGUCAGGUCCAGGACCGCUACUUGGCCGUGGCUCCGAUUGGCCCCAGGUCCCAAGGACUCAACCAGCCCCAGUCCAAGUCGUCCCAAGAGCACAGUACGUCCCGCUCCAGGAACCAUGGGGUAGCAUGUACCUGCGUUUGAGGGCGCUGGAGGCGCGCGGUGAGACGGCCACACUUAACCAACUGAUUGCGGGCUUUUGGAUGCACGCGGUGUGGAAUGGACAGGAAGCGACUGCGCCAUUUACAAACUCCCAGCUAAGCGAAUUGCCAUUAGCGUGGCACUUAGCUGAGCUGUCCAGAAACUGGCCUGAUGGUUGGAUCCACGAUUUACUCUAG
Messenger RNA from Gregarina niphandrodes, 981 nucleotides. RefSeq lists its product as hypothetical. The transcript has a single exon. Bases 1 to 981 code for a protein of 326 amino acids. NCBI's taxonomy places the organism in Eukaryota, Apicomplexa, Conoidasida, Eugregarinorida, Gregarinidae. The record is from RefSeq and is a predicted model, not a curated record.